Messenger RNA from Candoia aspera, 6009 nucleotides. It is a transcript of the gene OTOF, whose product is annotated as otoferlin. The record is from RefSeq and is a predicted model, not a curated record. Gene Ontology annotation, cellular component: presynaptic active zone membrane; synaptic vesicle membrane. The transcript is spliced from 47 exons. Bases 1 to 6009 code for a protein of 2002 amino acids. Gene Ontology annotation, biological process: plasma membrane organization; synaptic vesicle priming. Lineage: Eukaryota; Metazoa; Chordata; Lepidosauria; Squamata; Candoiidae. Gene Ontology annotation, molecular function: AP-2 adaptor complex binding; calcium ion binding.
AUGGCCUUGAUCGUGCGUUUGAAGAGGGUCACCAACCUGAGAGGCAAAGCGGACAGAAUAGCCAAGGUGGCGUUCAGAGGCCUCUCAUUCUACACUCGAGUGCUUGAGAACUGUGAAAAUGAAGCUCCAUUUGAUGAGACAUUCCGAUGGCCCAUCGCAAGCAGCAUUGAUGUCAAUGAGAUGCUGGAGAUUCAGGUGUUUAACUACAGCAAGGUCUUCUCCAACAGGCUCAUUGGCAUAUUCCAGAUGGUCCUGCAGAAAGUGGUGGAAGAAGGACAGUUGAAUGUGAUGGACACCUUGAUCGAUGACAACAAUGUGGCCAUUCAAACCAGUGUUUCCAUUGAGAUUCGGUACCAGGCCAUGGAUGGCAGUGUUGGUGCUUGGAAUGAUGAUGAAUUCUUGGAGAGUCCCAGGGUCCACCUGCAUGGAGAUCCCUAUGAAACCGAUGUCCUGCUUCCCAGCCACAGACAGUUGAGCAAGACCAGCACUGCAGAGAAAGCCCUCCGGAGCAAGAACAAGGACAAAAAAGCUGGGAAAGGAGUCUUUUCAGCCAUGAAGUUGGGCAAAGCACGUCCCUCAAAAGAUGAUCAUCAUCGAAAGCAAGAUCAACCAGCCAUCUUGGAAGCAGAAGAUCUGGACCGUAAAGCAAUACGGCUUGGAGGUGGCCUGGAUCCAGAUGCCAUCUCCCUGGCAUCAGUCACAGCUGUGACCACCAAUGUGUCUAAUAAGAGAUCCAAGCCAGAUAUUAAAAUGGAGCCCAGUGCAGGAAGACCAAUGGACUACCAGGUCAGCAUCACAGUAAUUGAAGCGCGGCAGCUGGUGGGACUCAACAUGGAUCCUGUGGUGUGUGUGGAGGUGGGAGAUGAGAAGAAGUACACAUCCAUGAAGGAAUCAACUAAUUGCCCCUACUAUAAUGAGUAUUUUGUCUUUGACUUUCACAUUCCCCCAGAUGUCAUGUUUGACAAAAUCAUCAAAUUAUCGGUGAUUCACUCCAAGAACAUCCUGCGCAGUGGAACCUUGGUGGGUUCUUUCAAAAUGGAUGUGGGAACCGUUUACACUCAGCCAGAGCAUCAGUUCUACCACAAGUGGGCCAUCCUGUCUGACCCUGAGGACAUCACGGCUGGGCUGAAAGGCUACGUAAAGGUUGACAUUGCAGUGGUGGGCAAAGGAGAUAAUAUUAAGACACCACACAAAGCUAAUGAGACAGACGAGGAUGAUAUUGAAGGGAACCUCCUGCUUCCAGAUGGAGUUCCUUCAGAAAGGCAGUGGGCUCGCUUCUAUAUUAAGAUUUAUCGGGCAGAGGGGCUUCCACGCAUGAACACUAGCAUCAUGGCCAAUGUGAAGAAAGCCCUCACUGGGGAGAACAAAGACCUGGUGGAUCCUUAUAUCCAGGUGCUUUUUGCAGGACAGAAGGGAAAAACGUCUGUCCAGAAGAGCAGCUAUGAACCUCUUUGGAAUGAGCAGAUAGUUUUCACAGAGAUGUUUCCCCCUCUCUGCAAAAGGAUCAAGGUCCAGAUCCGUGAUUCUGACAAGGUCAAUGAUAUGGCUAUUGGGACCCAUUUCAUUGACUUGAGGAAGAUCUCCAAUGAAGGUGACAAAGGUUUCUUGCCCACAUUUGGCCCUGCCUGGGUAAACAUGUAUGGGUCCACCCGCAACUAUACCCUGAUGGAUGAGCACCAGGACUUGAAUGAAGGCCUGGGUGAAGGGGUCUCCUUCCGAGCCCGUCUGCUCCUUGGUCUAGCAGUGGAGAUCUUGGAUACCAGCAACCCUGACAUCACCAGUUCCACAGAAGUUCAAGUUGAAUUGGCAACACCUGUCGCAGAUAGCUGCACAGGCAAGAUGGAGGAGCUCUUUCUCUUUGGAUCCUUCCUGGAGGCCACCAUGAUUGACAGGAAGAAUGGAGACAAGCCAAUCAAUUUUGAGGUCACAAUAGGCAAUUAUGGCAAUGAAAUUGAUGGGAUGUCCAGGCCCACCAUCAAGAAGAAAAAAGAUGGUGAGGAUGGCACUGAGGAGGAAUCUGAGCUGCUACAGAAUGACAGUGAUGAGGAGGCCAAUAUCGAUGGGGAAUUUUUCUCUGUCUCUACUUCUUCACCCAUGAAACCAUUCAUUACUGACAGGAACUAUUUUCACUUACCAUAUUUUGACAAGAAGCCUUGUAUUUAUAUCAAGAGUUGGUGGCAGGACCAAAGACGACGUCUGUAUAACUCCAAUAUCAUUGACAAGAUUGCAGACAAGCUGGAAGAAGGCCUCAAUGAUGUGCAUGAGAUGAUCAAAACUGAAAAACCCCACCCAGAGCGCCGACUCCGUGGAGUUCUGGAGGAACUGAGCAGUGGAUGUCUGAGAUUUGUGUCUCUCUCUAACAAAGAUCAGAACCAUUCCUCCCGCACACGUCUGGACCGAGAAAGGCUGAAAUCUUGCAUGCGGGAACUGGAAACAAUGGGCCAGCAAGCUAAGACCAUGAGAUCUCAGGUGAAGAAGACCACCAUCAGGGACAAGCUGAAGCAGUCUCAAAACUUCCUACAAAAGCUGCGGUUCCUUGCAGAUGAGCCUCAGCACAGCAUUCCUGAAGUCUUCAUUUGGAUGAUGAGCAAUGGCAAGCGCAUUGCUUAUGCCCGCAUCCCCUCCAAGGAUAUCCUCUACUCCAUUGUGGAUGAGGAAACAGGCAAAGACUGUGGAAAAGUGAAGACUGUCUUCCUCAAGUUACCUGGGAAAAGGGGGUUUGGGCCAGCUGGAUGGACUGUACAAGCCAAAUUGGAAGUUUAUUUGUGGCUAGGACUCAACAAGCAGCGAAAGGAUUUCCUCAGUGGCCUACCCUGUGGCUUUGAGGAGAAGAAACUUCCUGUGGCACAAGGCCUCUCAUCUUUCCCACCCAUCAGCCUCCUCUAUACCAAGAAACAAGUCUUCCAGCUCCGAGCCCAUAUGUACCAGGCGAGGAGUUUGUUUGCUGCAGACAGCAGUGGCCUUUCUGACCCUUUUGCCCGGGUUUUCUUUAUCACUCAAAGCCAAUGCACCGAGGUCUUGAAUGAAACACUUUGUCCUACCUGGGAUCAACUACUGGUGUUUGACAAUGUUGAGCUGUAUGGGGAAGCACAUGAGAUGCGGGACGACCCUCCCAUUAUUGUCAUUGAGAUCUAUGACCAGGAUACAGUGGGGAAGGCUGACUUCAUGGGGAGAACAUUUGCCAAACCUGUGGUAAAGAUGUCAGAUGAGGAAUAUUGCCCCCCACGUUUCCCACCCCAGUUGGAAUACUACCAGAUCUACCGGGGUAACUCAACUGCUGGAGACCUACUGGCUGCCUUUGAACUCCUCCAGAUUGGACCAGUUGGGAAGUCAGACCUGCCUCCCAUUGAUGGACCCACAGAUGUGGACCGGGGUCCCAUCUUGCCUGUCCCUCUGGGGAUCCGCCCUGUUCUGAGCAAAUACAGGGUAGAGAUCUUGUUCUGGGGAUUAAGAGACCUGAAGCGAGUGAACUUGGCCCAAGUGGAUAGACCUCGAGUGGACAUUGAAUGUGCUGGAAGAGGGGUCCAGUCAUCUCUUAUCCAGAACUAUAAGAAAAACCCUAAUUUCAGUACUUUGGUCAAAUGGUUUGAAGUGGAUCUGCCUGAAAAUGAACUCCUGCAUCCACCCCUCAAUAUCCGUGUGGUGGAUUGCCGUGCCUUUGGGCGUUACACCCUUGUGGGAAGCCACGCUGUCAACUCCUUACGGAAGUUCAUCUAUAGACCUCCAGAUAAAAAGGCGCAGCACUGGAGCACAGCAGCUAAACUUAUGAACGCCUAUGUGACUCUAGCAAAUGGGGGGCCCUACUCUCACCCCACAGGUGAAAUUGUGGUUAACAUGGAGCCAGAGGUUCCCAUCAAGAAGAUGGAGACCAUGGUGAAGUUGGAAGCGAAUUCUGAUGCUGUUGUGAAAGUGGACAUGUCAGAAGAAGAGAAAGAGAAGAAGAAGAAGAAGAAGAAAGGAAGUGCAGAAGAAGCUGAGGAUGAGGAGCCUGAUGAGAGCAUGCUGGACUGGUGGUCCAAGUAUUUUGCUUCCAUCGAAACUAUGAAGGAGCUACUUCGGCAGCAAGAGGCAGCUGCAGCAGAAGCUGAGGAGAAAGAAGAGAUGGAGAUGUCUGAGGGCUCAAAGGCCCAAGGAAAGACCAAGGACAAAGUCAAACCAUCCAAAGAGGACAAGAAGAAAAAACAGCAGCAACAGCCAGAUGCCCCUGAAAAGAAGAGCAAGCAGAAGAUUGAUGAGAUGAAGGUGUACCCCAAAGAGCUGGAGACAGAGUUUGAUAACUUUGAGGACUGGCUGUAUACUUUCAACCUCCUUCGUGGGAAGAUUGGUGAUGAUGAUGACAAUUCUGCAGAUGAGGAUCGCAUUGUGGGAAGAUUCAAGGGGUCCCUGUGUGUCUAUAAAGUGCCUCUUCCUGAUGACAUCACCAAGGAGGCUGGGUAUGACCCUACUUUUGGCAUGUUCCAAGGAAUUCCAAGCAACGAUCCCAUCAAUGUGUUGGUCCGUGUCUACAUUGUGAGGGCUACUGAUUUGCAUCCUGCUGACAUCAAUGGCAAAGCCGACCCCUAUGUUGUCAUCAAACUGGGAAAGACAGAUAUCAAGGACAAGGAGAACUACAUCUCUAAACAGCUGAACCCAGUCUUUGGAAAAUCCUUUGAUAUUGAGGCUACAUUCCCCAUGGAAUCCAUGUUGACAGUGGCUAUCUAUGAUUGGGACUUGGUGGGCUCGGAUGAUCUGAUUGGUGAGACAAAGAUAGAUUUGGAGAACCGGUACUACAGCAAGCAUAGAGCGACUUGUGGCAUUUCUCAGACCUAUGCUCUCCAUGGAUAUAAUAUGUGGCGAGACCCCCAAAAGCCUACCCAAAUCCUAUCCAAGCUUUGUAAAGAAGGUAAAGUUGAUGGUCCCCACUAUGGCCCUGGAGGUAGGGUGAAGGUGACCAAUCGAGUCUUCACUGGCCCCACAGAAGUAGAGGAUGAAAAUGGUCAGAAAAAGCAAACAGAGGAGCAUCUAGCACUGACCGUGUUGCACCACUGGGAGGAAACUCCCCGUGUGGGCUGCAAACUAGUGCCUGAGCAUGUGGAAACAAGGCCCUUGCUGAACCCAGACAAGCCAGGCAUUGAGCAGGGACGGCUGGAGUUAUGGGUGGACAUGUUCCCGAUGGACAUGCCGGCACCAGGCCCUGCCAUUGACAUCUCGCCAAGGAAACCAAAGAAAUAUGAACUUAGAGUAAUAAUCUGGAACACUGAUGAGGUAGUCCUGGAGGACGAUGAUUACUUCACUGGCGAGAAAUCCAGUGACAUUUUUGUCCGGGGGUGGCUGAAGGGCCAGCAAGAAGAUAAACAGGAUACUGAUGUCCACUACCACUCACUGACAGGAGAGGGCAAUUUCAACUGGCGCUAUAUCUUUCCUUUUGACUACCUUGCAGCUGAAGAAAAGAUUGUCAUCUCUAAGAAAGAGUCUAUGUUCUCCUGGGAUGAAACUGAGUACAAGAUUCCAGCCCGACUCACAUUACAAGUGUGGGAUGCUGAUCACUUUUCUGCUGAUGAUUUCCUUGGAGGCAUUGAGCUUGACCUGAACCACUUCCCACGUGGUGCUAAGACAGCCAAGCAGUGCAGUAUGGAGUUGGGAACUGGUGAAAUAGAGGUGCCCAUGAUCUCUAUCUUCAAACAGAAGAGGGUGAAGGGCUGGUGGCCCUUCUUGGCUCGAGAUGAGAACGAUGAAAUGGAGCUGACGGGUAAAGUGGAGGCUGAACUUCAUCUACUGACAGCUGAGGAAGCUGAGAAAUGUCCAGCUGGCCUGGCUCGUAAUGAGCCAGACCCAUUGGAGAAACCCAAUCGUCCAGACACAUCCUUCAUCUGGUUCCUGAACCCACUCAAGUCUAUCAGAUACCUCAUUUGCACCCGUUACAAAUGGCUCAUUAUCAAGAUUGUCCUGGCCCUUCUACUUCUCAUCAUGGUGGCCCUCUUCCUCUACUCCAUGCCUGGUUAUAUGGUCAAGAAGCUUCUGGGGGCAUGA